AUGGCUUCAAGAAAACGGGAGUCGGACGAGGAGGAGCAGACCUUCCUGCCCAAAUCCGGGUCGAACGAAGAUGUCGCGACCGGCUUCUCGACGGUAUGCCUGAAAUGCGACGCCAACAACCCUCGGAAGCGCGGCGUGGUAUGGUACUUGAGGUUAUUCUUGGAAAUCACUAUGGCGGGCACAAUAGUUUAUCUGCUGGUCGCCAAACCACUGGUCGUCUCACGCGAGACCCUACGGCGUACACCAGUACCGAGCUUCCCACGAAAGAUCUACACCUUCCAAGACAACCCCAAAUACCUUCGCGGUGAUAUGUGGUUCAACGAGACACUCACCCUCCACACGCUCCACAACUGGCUCGGGUUGAGCUCGGAAAGCCGAGGCUAUGUGGUUGUCGACGACGCCAGCCGCUACGACCUCCCGGAGCCGUACACGGUCGCGCUGGACCGGCACCACGACGGGCCGGGGUACAUGAUGACCGUGUUCCACCAGCUGCACUGUCUCUCCUACCUCGCCGAGCACUACCAGCAGGGGUUCGCCGGCGCCAACCUGACCGAAGAGGUGGCCCACCACACGAGCCACUGCUUCAACUACAUCCGCCAGGGCAUCAUGUGCUCGGCCGACACCACCCUGGAGGGCAAGACGGACGCCGGGCCAGGCGAGGGCUCGGAGCACGAGUGCGUCGAUUACGACGCCCUGCUGGAUUGGGCCAACGCGAACUCGGCCAUGAAAUGGCGGACUGCUCUGCUUCCGGAGACGUCCAUCCUCUGA
Messenger RNA from Chaetomium globosum CBS 148.51, 768 nucleotides. RefSeq lists its product as uncharacterized. NCBI's taxonomy places the organism in Eukaryota, Fungi, Ascomycota, Sordariomycetes, Sordariales, Chaetomiaceae. The record is from RefSeq and is a predicted model, not a curated record. The transcript is spliced from 3 exons. Gene Ontology annotation, biological process: mycotoxin biosynthetic process. The coding region runs from base 1 to 768 and encodes 255 amino acids.